Molecule: messenger RNA, 3843 nt
Organism: Paramuricea clavata
Lineage: Eukaryota; Metazoa; Cnidaria; Anthozoa; Malacalcyonacea; Plexauridae
Source: the annotation of a GenBank genome assembly
AUGCUUGUGAUUAUAUCUGUAAUCAGCCAAUCAACUGAAGGUAAUUUAUAACAUUGAUUAUUGGAAAUCCAGUUUCACGUUUCAUUUCGCUUGUAUUUUCACUACUAGCGAUACGACAUGAAUCACUAUAUACAGGGGCGGACAUAACAAUUUUGACUGGGAGGGUGUAAUCACGAAAUGAGACCGACUCACCACUGAAAUGUGAAUCCAGACCGACUCUUGGUGAGUUGGUUUGUUGCAAUAAAAUUGCGUACAAAGCAUGGAAAUUGAUGGCAUUUAUUAGGAAUUUUGCAAGAACACGUACAGUUUGCUGUGAAACGUUAUAUUUUUAUUAAAUGUCCGCGCUUAGUCAGGUUUGACCACGGGUUAGCGAUUUCGUCAAGAUCGAUCGUGUCUGUUAAAUUGCGCCAGCUCACACGCAAAGAGUCAAGAGUUCACCGAGGCGUUCCUGGUUCAUUACUGAACGCAUAACAGUUUUCACUGAUUUCAGCUAUAAAAAGCUGCGCUGAUCGGCUGAUGCGGAUGUUAGAGGAACUGUCAGGCGCGUAACUAUAGGAUUUUUGAUUGACCGAUACACUUCUGCGGGGGUCUGGGGUAUGCUCCCCCAGAAUAUAUUUGAUUUUCUAAGGCUUAGAAACGCUAUUUCCAUGUAUUGUGGGAGCAGUUCAAACGAAAUAUCAAUUUCAUAAACAGUGACACAAUGACUAUAAUUUUAUACUGUAGUUUUCCCAAAAUCCCGAGGCUAAGAAUUACAAAUAUUUUUGGUCGAACAUCAUUGAUCAGGUGCAUAAUAAAAAAGUGUUUGUGCUCAAUUGUUGUAAUAUUUGGGCGCUGGCCCGCACUUUUGUUAUUGGGGUACUUGUGCACCCAUACAGCCUACCAUUUCUUACGUCACUAGCUGUAGGGCAAGACUGAAUAAUGCUUCUUUACAUAGAGAGAACUAUACAGUCUGUCAUUGAACUUGAACUCGAUUGACUCAUAUACCUAGUUAUGGGCCUGACUGUAAGCAACAAUUGGAAACAUCGCCUAGUCAGUGGAAACAAUUUUUCGCUCCGUGAUUUCAGAUAAACCAGUGCGUCGUUCACUGAUCGAAUUUUUUGAUUGCAGUAUAGGUACAUAAAACUCUUUGGUAACAAAAUGCAUAUGCAUAUCGUGUUACAUGUGAACAUACUUCCUAAUAUAACUCGGCUAGAAAUUCGUUUUUGCACGUUACAUCUUAAAAAUAUAGUUCAGGGACCGGAGAAAUAUUGUAACUAAUGUUAACUAUUUUGAUCGAGAUUCAAUCAUCGCAUUUUGGAGUCUGAUUUUGGGGGUUUGAAAUUUUCGCUAAUAUAGAAUAUCACCCGUGAAUGACCUUGCAGAACCUAAAUUCCAAAUAAAAGUGCCAACACAUAAUCGUGCACAAAGAUAUCUCCAUGUUUGGAAAGUAAAUGGAAACUUCAUCUCUUUGCGCGUGUUUUGAAUGAUAAUUCGUUCAUAAACUCGCGAAAUAAGUACGUAAUAUUUCUUCACAUUACUUUUGAGCUGUUUGAUCCGUUUGAACAAAUUUCCAACUCAAUACUCAAUAGUCUAUCUCGAGUUUUGAAAAGAUUUAAUUUGCUUCGCAAAGCACUGCAUAUAAACAAACGCAUAAUUUUGAGACCGACUGCACGUAGUUUGAGACCGACUGGAUCAUUUCUCUGGGGGUGGGGGGGGGGGGGGAACCACCCUAGACCAUGUCCCUAGACCAUGCACUCGAAAGAGUUUCUUUAGCCCCCUCCCCAACUAAACCAAUCGUCCGUCGCCCAUGAUUAACUGAAUAUACAAAAUCAAUCAGCGUGCAAAGCUUCGAGUUUGAGUUCUAACACUUCUUCCCGUCGGAAUGUAUAUAGAACGUUAUGUACGUAGAACAUUGGAACAACAAGUUCUUUGUGACGAUAAGAUCUAUCUGUGAAGACAUUCUCUUUUCAUUUCAGCACAAUCUUGGUGUGUUGACAAAAGCAGCAACAGUAUAAUCAAUUCAAAUACUGAUUAUAAUCAUUCCAACUUUAUUUACAGUAUUUACUCUAUUUAACUCCCAGCUUCUUUUUGCCCCUCCUCUUCUAAUUAGCUAGCUCCCAAUCCAGCAACGCUGAAACAAAAAUAAGCCCCUACCCUCUAUUUCACCUCGUUAAAACUAUCGCUUUUAUACUGGUCUUUUGCAGCAUAUUUAUGUCGUCUUUGCGUGUAUUUUUGUCACUCUGAAUAAGUCCAUAUAAUAAACAGAACAUUAAACGGUUGCGAGAAGAUAUGGAUUUAUAUUCUCGUGUCAAACAGAAAAUUGAUCUCCUCGAUCACUCCUCACAACCGUCUAAUAUCCUCUAUUUAUUUAAUACUAUAGCCUAGAUAAACUGCAUAUAAUUCCACAGCUAGCUUGUUUUGUAUUUAAUUAUAGGUGCUGUUGACAACUGCAAGACUUUGGUGACUCAAUGUCUUAUAAGUAGCGGUUUUGAUGCCUGUACUUCACGCAACUGUGUCUUAGGUGUUGCAAUAAAUUUGGCACAAUGUCCAAGAAAUUCUCCUUAUCGCACCACGAUGGGAAGAUUGAUACAGUCAUUGUCAAGAUCCUGUUCCACAAGUACGCUUCUCAAGAAUCUAGGAUGAGAAGCUCGGCCCUCUCAUGGUAUGUACGCAAAUCAUCCACCUUUAUAAUAUUCUCUAGAUUUAUGAUCACCUAUAGCCUUCGUGUCAAACUAGACUAUGAACUAAAACUUUGAAACAUCUAUAAGCGGCAGUAACUUAAAUUCGGCGGGUGGGGAGAUAAAUUAACCAAAUACGUAAAAAAAUUUUUUGGGCAAAAAUACAUUCAAAUCAUGUUCAGUGAGAACAAAAAACCUAUAGAACUAGAACUUGAGCAGAAGCCCGGUUCGAGCAAUUUGAAGAUAUUACUAAUCUAGUAUACGUCGUUUUCUGACCAUCAGAAUUUUGUAAAAUCGUCCUCCAAAGUGCAUGGAUGAAGUGAUGUUUCAGAUAUUUCUUCGGGAAGCAUGCUCGAUGAUGCAUGCCCCAUAGCUUCAAUCUCGUCUAGGGUCUCGUACCUAUUGCACUUGAUACUUCUGGCUUCGCAACAUUACCCUCAUAUACACACGGGACCAGGUCGACUAGGAAGAACACUGUAGCAUAUAGGCUUGAGAAUAAGGAGGGUACCUUCGACGCUAUCCCUGCUGACGCUCAGACAUUUUCCACAUUUUCCCAUUCUUUUAUGACUAAACCCUUUUAAUUUUUGGGCAACGGAAAACAGACUCCCCCUCCCCCGCUGAGAACCUGUAGUAGCAUGGUUUGUUUUUUUGAAAGAAAUUAUAUCAGCAGCGAUUAUCAAGAGUUGAAGUGGUGAUUGGGGGAGGGGAAGUUUGAGGAGAAGACAAAAAGAUAAUGUGCUUUUAGGCAGUGAUUUUAGUCUGCCGAUUUUUAAAAUUGUCGCUUUACCAGUCGAUGAAAAUCGGCAUGUACCGAACACGUACUACAAUUAUAAAUUAAUUAGUAACUUCAUGAUUACCAUAGCAUAAAAUUAUAUCAAAACAUGCGAUCACGGCAUGGAUUUUGACUGAUUGAGAUAACCAAUAAAAAUCGGAAUACGCAGCUCAUGCAAUAAAUUGAUAAGGCCGGAACGGUAUCAAAACAAUCUGAUCUAACUGUCCGAUUAAAAUCGGGCGACUAAAAUUGCACGCUGUGCGCCAGGCUUAACAGGCAGAUGGACUGCCUGUUGUAGUUUGGUCCUGUUAACUGGUUUCCUAUAUAAUUCAAAUUAGUUUGGUAUCCUUAAUCUUGGCAAAUUAGCAACAAUUAUACAGCUGUAUUUUUUGUUUUAGGAAAAGAAAUAUUUGA